AUGCCCAGGCCCCCACUCCUCUCCUCCUCCUCCUUGCACUUCCUCAAGAGCUUUUGUCUUCUGGUCCCCUGGGCUGUGAGGCUCUCUCAUUCCCGGCACACACUGCCCAUUAAAUUCAAAACUGAGGCCUCCAGGGAAAGGGUCUGGCACUUUCUCUCCCUCCCCUUAUCUCCCGCUAGCUGUUCCCCAUCCUCACCUGCCUGGUCCGCAGAUAAGCCUAGCUGUGAGAAAAGGGGCAUGCUGGUGCCUGCUUCACAUCUGUCCCAGGGUCCCCACCUCACACCCCACCCUGGACACCCCACCAGGGCUGCUCCCUCUCUGGAUAAGGUCUGGGGCGGUGGAACCAUGCAUCAGUCAGUGCUCGGAAGCUAUAGGAAAUGUUCUGAGGAGCUCCGGAGGCCUCAUUACCAUCCACCCUGCACUGGGCUUGGAGAGGAGAAGCCAGGAGGCAGAGAAGCUCUGGACACUUCUGUCCAGUGCUCAGCCAUGAGGAAUGUUGUGGAAUUGGAGAGGAAGGAGGGGAAGGCCUUAAACAGUGCACGUGCUAUGGCUAGGAACUGGCAAAACAUCCUGACCAUCCAUGACUCCUUCACACUUGACAACCACACUGUAAAUCAGGACUACUUUUCUGUUUCAUUGAUGAGGAUUAUGAGACUGAGGGAGGUAACUGGUCAAGGCCAGCUGGCUAGUAAGUGGCACAGCAGGGACUGAAAUCUGG
Messenger RNA from Acinonyx jubatus (cheetah), 718 nucleotides. RefSeq lists its product as uncharacterized. Bases 1 to 711 code for a protein of 236 amino acids. NCBI's taxonomy places the organism in Eukaryota, Metazoa, Chordata, Mammalia, Carnivora, Felidae. The record is from RefSeq and is a predicted model, not a curated record. The transcript is spliced from 2 exons.